Molecule: messenger RNA, 4521 nt
Organism: Xenopus tropicalis (tropical clawed frog)
Lineage: Eukaryota; Metazoa; Chordata; Amphibia; Anura; Pipidae
Gene: gfpt1
Product: glutamine--fructose-6-phosphate transaminase 1
Exons: 20
Coding region: 101-2194 (697 amino acids)
Biological process (GO): UDP-N-acetylglucosamine biosynthetic process; carbohydrate derivative metabolic process; L-glutamine metabolic process
Molecular function (GO): carbohydrate binding; L-glutamine:D-fructose-6-phosphate transaminase (isomerizing) activity; carbohydrate derivative binding
Source: RefSeq, a predicted model, not a curated record
CCGGUGAUGGUCCUUAUGUAGGGUAGGUGAGGCAGCUUGGGCAGUGUGUGGCAUAGAGAGAGCGCUCCCUAUUCACAGAUAGUAACAUACAGACGGCAGGAUGUGCGGAAUCUUUGCGUACCUCAACUACCACGUGCCGCGCACCAGGCGGGAGAUCCUAGAGAGGCUCAUCCGAGGCCUCCAGAGACUGGAAUACAGAGGAUACGACUCUGCAGGGGUGGGCAUUGAUGGCGGCAAUGAAAAGAACUGGGAAAACAACAACCAAAUCCAACUCAUCAAGAAGAAGGGCAAAGUUAAGGCCUUGGAUGAAGAAAUCAACAAGCUGGAGGACAUGGACCUUGACAUUGAAUUUGAGGUUCAUCUGGGCAUUGCACACACUCGCUGGGCCACACAUGGAGAGCCAAGUCCCACCAACAGCCAUCCCCAGCGCUCUGACAAGAAUAAUGAGUUCAUUGUCAUUCACAAUGGCAUCAUAACUAACUACAAAGACCUAAAGAAGUUUUUGGAGAGUAAAGGCUAUGAAUUUGAGUCUGAAACAGAUACAGAAACCAUUGCCAAGCUGGUGAAAUACAUGUAUGACAACCGGGAAAGCGAUGAAAUCAGCUUUACCACCCUGGUAGAGCGUGUCAUACAGCAGCUGGAAGGGGCUUUUGCUCUUGUGUUCAAAAGUGUUCAUUUCCCAGGACAAGCUGUGGGGACCAGGAGGGGCAGCCCUCUCUUGAUGGGAGUACGAAGUGAACAUAAGCUAUCCACAGAUCACAUCCCCAUCCUGUACCGUUCAGGACAAAGCAUGGAUUUUUCUCUUGAGGAAAUGUCCACUUUAAAGGAUAAAGGUUUGGACAAGAAAGGGAGCUGCUCUUUGCCCAGGCUGGAUAGCACCACCUGCCUAUUCCCAGUGGAGGAAAAAGCAGUGGAAUAUUAUUUUGCCUCAGAUGCCAGUGCAGUUAUUGAGCACACCAAUCGCGUUAUCUUCCUUGAAGAUGAUGAUGUAGCUGCAGUGGUGGAUGGCCGGCUCUCCAUCCAUCGUAUUAAGAGAAGCGCAGGAGAUCACCCAGCUCGUGCUAUCCAGACUCUGCAAAUGGAGCUGCAGCAGAUAAUGAAGGGAAACUUCAGCUCCUUUAUGCAAAAGGAAAUCUUUGAGCAGCCAGAGUCUGUUGUGAACACCAUGAGAGGCAGAGUGAAUUUCGAUGACCUCACAGUGAAUUUGGGAGGACUUAAGGAUCACAUUAAAGAAAUCCAGAGAUGCCGACGUCUGAUUCUUAUUGCCUGUGGAACUAGUUACCACGCUGGAGUCGCUACGCGCCAAAUUCUGGAAGAGCUGACAGAACUGCCUGUCAUGGUGGAGCUAGCUAGCGACUUUUUGGACAGGAACACACCCGUUUUUAGGGAUGACGUGUGCUUUUUUAUCAGCCAAUCAGGUGAGACUGCAGAUACUCUCCUUGCCCUUCGCUACUGUAAAGAGAGGGGUGCCCUGACUGUGGGUGUAACCAACACUGUGGGAAGUUCCAUCUCCCGAGAGACAGACUGUGGGGUACAUAUCAAUGCCGGGCCUGAAAUUGGUGUGGCCAGUACAAAGGCCUAUACCAGCCAGUUUGUAUCGCUUAUAAUGUUUGCCCUGAUGAUGUGCGAUGAUCGCAUAUCCAUGUUGGGACGACGCGAGCAGAUCAUUAAUGGCCUGAAAAUCUUGCCAGACAAUAUUAAAGAGGUGCUUAGCCUGGAUGAUGAGAUUCAGAAGCUGGCAGAAGAGUUGUACCAGCAGAAAUCUGUCCUUAUUAUGGGUCGUGGAUAUCACUAUGCAACCUGCAUGGAAGGAGCUUUGAAAAUUAAGGAGAUCACAUACAUGCAUUCAGAGGGGAUCUUGGCAGGAGAGCUAAAGCAUGGCCCAUUGGCCCUGGUAGACAAGCUUAUGCCGGUCAUUAUGAUCAUCAUGAGAGAUCAUGCCUACACCAAGUGCCAAAAUGCCCUGCAGCAAGUUGUGGCUCGUCAGGGCCGUCCAGUUGUCAUCUGUGAUAAAGAGGAUACAGAAACCAUAAACACCAUUAAGCGAACAAUAAAGGUUCCUCACACAGUGGACUGCCUGCAGGGAGUCUUGAGUGUCAUUCCUCUACAGCUCCUCGCUUUCCACCUCGCUGUGCUGAGGGGAUACGAUGUGGAUUGUCCAAGGAACUUGGCCAAGUCUGUGACUGUGGAGUAGAUCUGAUUCUGUCGAUACCAAGAAAACACUUUUUACUUGUACAAUUUUUUUUUUCUAAAUGCUGUUUUUACAUAUUGUAUUUAUGUUUCCUUCCCAUUCCUUGGUUUCUCAGAUUCUUUGCCUGUCUCCUCACUUUUACUCUGUACAGAACUGCAGUCUCUCCAGUGGACGCACUUAUACCAUUUGUAGUACACUUUUCAUCUCUGAACUGACACUAUGCCACAACCAACGCUAACUCCUUCCAGUUGUGCCACGUGCUAAACUGAUGUUGGAGAGAAUGUUAUUGCUUGUAUGGAUUGUUUACUUGGCAAUAAUGAGUCUUGGCUCUAGUGAGCUUUUUUUUAACUGGACAUUGAAGUGUACAAGAGAAUUGAAGGUAUUUUAAUAUUUAACAUGAAGGACUUGCUAACAGUUUUAUACUGGUUAGCUGCCUCUGUCUGUCUCUGUAUUACCUUUUGUGACAGGAAAGCUGGGAUUUCUUUUUUUUUUCUUUUGUGCUAUGCACUUUUGGUACUGUGAGUUUGGUCACUGUCUGUUUAAAAUCCGAGCUGGAACCAGCAACUACAUCCUAUCCACCCAUCUCUUCCUAUUGACUACAUUCCAGAAAGUGCUUUUAGACCGGGGUUCCAAUCUGUUGCCCUCUCAGUGUUGUUGGACCACAGCAUCCAUGAACAUUGCUGGAUUGUAGUUCAGUGGCUCCCGGGCCCCAGGUUGCAAAUUUCUGAUUUAGGGCAAUCAUUUAAUCAGCUAAGGACAGAUUGGGGGUUGCUAGCAAGUGAAGCUAGGAGAUGUAGCUGGGAACGUUGUCUCUAGGAUACAUCUGCUUUGCUUGUCAGUCACUGCACAUUUAGUCGCAUUGAACAGUUCCUGUGCUAAUCGCAUGGAAGUAUUUCCCCGACAGCCUCCUGAUUAAAUCCCUGUUGGAUUUUGCAGAGGGGUAAAAUGACUGUUCAGUCCAUAUGGUCUUGUUGGCCUUGCAGAGCUAUAAAGGCGUUACACAAUCGUAUCUGUUCCACUUUAGUUUCUCUGCAGGCGCUAGUAAAACCCACAGAACUAGGCCUUGGUACUGGAAGCGUAUCGGUGGCCGAUGCUCAAGGAUGAUUGUCUUGUUGAGUUUUUUUCUGCUUUGUACUUUGUGUUCUGAUAAUCAUAUUCUUCCCAUAGGUUUUAAUUACAUUUAAGGGUUUGUGCUGGAGCCUGUAAAAUUACAGGGCGAUUGGCAUUAUGAGAGGGGUUAGAAAGUGUUGGCGGCCUAUUAAAAUGAAUCUUAUUAUGAAGGCGGUUGGCCAGUGGUUGCCCUGUGGGAAGGUUAUUAUUUUUAUGCAUUGAAUGCAUGUUGACCUUUAUACUCAAAUGUAUUUGAGUAACUGUUUGUUAGGGGGUUUGUUAGAGACCCCACUUCUCCUAUUGGGGGAUCCCGCUUGUUCAGUAGAAAUGUGGAAUGUAACUGCUGUGGGAAUGCUGAUUAGCUUCUCCUCUUUCAUGUAGAACUUGGAGUUCUGUGGCUGUUUCAGAUAUGGAUUUCUGGGAUUUGUAGUUCUCUGAUAUGAUGGUUUCUGGAAAGUAGGAACUCUGGGCUCAGUCAGGACUCUACUACAGGAAAGCUUGGGCCUAGUCUAGGAGGAAAAUAUGUAACUCAGAUCUUUUCAACCUGCUGCUCUUCAGCUGUUCAAAAAGUCUCUCAAGUGGAGGCUGGAAGUAACGGUUCAGUAAUGGCUGGAAGGCCACAGGUUGGACAGCCCUGAUGCAUAUACUAAAAAUACAAAUGUUUAAUAGUAUAAUAUUAAUUUAGGGGUGGUGCUGGGGCCCCAGGGCAGAUGCUCUCUCUACCAAACUUGCCCUGGGCUUUUCUGUUCUAUGGCACCUAGUAUUCCUCUGUACAUUCAGAGCAGACAGACUCCUUAGAGUAGAGAAUGAAGGUUUUUCCAGAUUUAAGAAUGCGCUACUUUGAAGUAUCAGAAAAAUGUGAUGUUACUGUUAUUUCCCAAUCUCCUUACUUCCCUCCCUCCUAUUUUGUUAUAAAAAAUAAUAUUUAGUAUAGAUAUAUUGUUGAUGUCCAGCCUGUGUCUCUGUGCCUAGUGCUCAGCUACACGCUCCAGCAUCUUGUGGCGGCUGAGGCUGUUGAAAGGCUGCUGGGACCUGUAGCAAAGGGACUCAGGCUGGGCAACUUUACUGUAGAUCUUAUUCUGUUUCCAUGAGAUGGAAAGUAGAUCUGCCAUUGUUCUCCUACUGAUACAGGAGAUGUUUACAGAGGACCAAAGAUACGUAUAAUACUUAUUGUAAAAUGUACCUCUGAAUUCUGUGAAAUAAAAUAGAUAUGUACAGAC